AUGCCUGAAAUUGAUAUAAUCAUAUACCACGGUGGUCCGUUGAAGAAUGCCAAUGCGAACAAGGGAUUGCCAUUUGAAGGGCCGGGUAUAAAGACCUAUUAUACCCAAAUUGAUCGUAGGUUGAAGACCCUUGACGAAUUGAAGAUGAUGGUUAUGGAAGAGUUGUGUAAGAACCCUGCUAUGCACAACAUACACAUUACUUAUCGCAUGCCAAAUGAAAUCCUGAAGCAUCGGAUUAAUUACAAGUACAUGGCGAUAGAAGCAGACAAACAUGUGAAGAUCAUGUUUGACAAGUUGGAGAGAAUACCUGAAGUAACUAACAUUGAGUUGUACAUACAGUUGGAGCCACGUGCAGAAGUUGGUAUUGAGGAGGAAAUCCAACAAACACAAACAAGUUUACAAGUUACAGUUCCAUAUGCUCAAUACCAAUUUGGCGAUAGAGAUGAGAUUGAAGACAGGAUUGAACAAGGGGACUUUAGGGACUUUGAGAGGGACAUUGAUGACGAUGAGACAUUGGACGGUGGUCAACCUGAUGCAUACAAUGUUCUUAGUGUCCAAAACAUUACAGACACAAUCCCUGUGUACUCACCACCUGCCUUGUCAUUUUCUGAAAAUACUUGGGAUAAUGUAUUUGAUCCUUCACAUAUUGAGACACCAUUUGUGUCUAGCUGGAGAGAGGGGAUGAAUUUGUGCAAAGGCUUGACUUUUGCCAAUAAAAUGGAGGUGCAACGCGUAUUAACAAAGUGUGCCCUCAAGGAAAACAAACAUUUUAUCAUCAGUAGGUCAACCACGACAAAACUUUGUGCGAAAUGCGUUGAUGAGUCAUGCACGUGGUAUGUCUGCGUAGUCAUGAAGCCCAAGUUCCACAAUCUAUGGAUGGUCACCGUGUACAAGGGUCCUCACACGUGUAUAUGGACUGGGGUGCGAAAUGAUGGUAGAAUGAUGAGUUGUAAAUUUAUUGCAGAUGACAUCCUUAAGAAGUUAUGUGAGGAUCACACUACCCCAAUUAAGCAUCUCAGAUCUAUGAUAGAGUCGAAAUAUGAGGGACAAAAGCCUUCUUACUACAAGGUGUGGGAUGCGAAACAAAAGGCGAUUGAGAAGAUGUUUGGAAAUUGGGAAGAGUCUUACCAAAGGUUGCAGAAGUUGCUAAUGGCAUAUAUUGAUCAGGAUCCGACGACGCAGGUGUUCUAUCGUACCACAUCCACCGGUGAAGAUGACACAGUAUUUUUGAAUUAUGUGUUUUGGUCUUUCGGUCCAAGCAUUGAUGGAUUCAAAUAUUGCAAGCCGGUUAUCAGUAUUGAUGGGACCCAUCUGUAUGGUAAAUAUCAGGGAAAGUUGUUGGUUGCAAUGGCAACCGACGCUAACAACAAGGUAUUCCCUCUUGCCUUUGCUAUUGUGGAUUCUGAGUCAGGGUCUAGUUGGAGGUGGUUUUUACAAUGCCUCAGAGAUGCGAUUGGCCGCGUGAUACCGUACGAAGGCAUUUGCGUAAUUUCUGACCGACAUCUCGGUAUCAAAAAUGCCAUUGCAAACUGGCCUAGAAGGGAUGAUGGAAGAGCACUGGUAUUUCAUAGAUAUUGCCUUCGACAUGUUGCUAGCAACUUUAACACACAUUUUCAGAACUCGACUCUGAAGUCAGCGGCGUUGAAAGCCGGAUAUGCUAGUCAGGCAGUGAAAUUUACCUCCAUAAUGGAGACCAUUAAGCAGGCGGAAAUUGAGGCCAUUAGAAAUAAGAAGAAGUUGACGGGGAAGGAUGGCAAGGAAAAGAAUCAAGAUUAUCUUCCAUACACAUACCUAAUGAGCGAGUCUGUGGAUAUGUGGACCCAGUCACAUGAUGGUGGGAGACGCUUUGGGGCAAUGACAACCAAUAUAUCAGAGUGCUUCAAUGGUGUAUUGAAAGGUGCACGGGGCCUUCCUAUUGCCGCGUUGGUUGAGUUCACUUGGAACAAACUUGUCAGUUAUUUCCACGACCGUCGCAAAGAAUACCUUUUUGAGUUCUCAGAGGGUAAGAAAUGGAGUAAAUAUGCCUUCUCCAAGUGGGAUGAGAAUAAGAGUAAAUCUGAGAAACAUUAUCUCAAGCCAUUUAGCAAUGAAGAGCUGAUAUUUCAAAUAGUUACCCAACUCAACACGUGUAGUGCAGGAGGGGGAAACCACAGUUAUGAAGUUCGGUUACAGGAAAGAACAUGCAGUUGUGGGAAAUGGCAAAACAUAGGGAUCCCGUGUUCACAUGCAAUCAGAGGCCAAAGUGGUUGCCUAAUCCAGCAUUGUUACGGGCCAAAGGUCGACCAGUGA
Molecule: messenger RNA, 2289 nt
Organism: Quercus lobata
Lineage: Eukaryota; Viridiplantae; Streptophyta; Magnoliopsida; Fagales; Fagaceae
Exons: 3
Coding region: 1-2289 (762 amino acids)
Molecular function (GO): zinc ion binding
Source: RefSeq, a predicted model, not a curated record